Telopea speciosissima is the source of this 1174-nucleotide messenger RNA. RefSeq names its product F-box protein AFR. The record is from RefSeq and is a predicted model, not a curated record. The transcript has a single exon. NCBI's taxonomy places the organism in Eukaryota, Viridiplantae, Streptophyta, Magnoliopsida, Proteales, Proteaceae. The coding region runs from base 54 to 1169 and encodes 371 amino acids. Gene Ontology annotation, molecular function: protein binding.
UCUCUUUACUUCAUCUCAGUCUCUCUGAUGAAUUUGCAGAGACAGGCUCAAAGAUGAUGAUCAAAGAAGAGAACCCAGAUGAGAAAACCCAGAAUUCGGAGCCGUUGAUCCCUGGUUUACCGGAUGAAAUCGCCGAGCACUGCCUUCUCCACCUGCCUUACCCGAAUCAGGUUCUUGUCCGGUCCGUAUCGUCGUCUUGGAAUCGAGCCAUCACUGAUCCAAGCUUCUUUCUCUCCAAGAAAACCCUCUCUCUGUCUCUCCCAUACAUCUUCGUCUUCGCCUUCCACAGAUCAACAGCAAAGCUCCAGUGGCAAGCAUUGGACCCACGAUCGGGCCGGUGGUUUGUUCUCCCACCCAUGCCUUGCGCGAGCCCGGUCUGCCCGGCAGGUUUCGCCUGCGCAUCACUUGCCCGGCAAGGUUCGCUGUUCGUCCUCGGUGGCAUGAGGUCCGAUACGGAAAACUCCAUGACGACACUUCUUACGUAUCGGACCGGCACAAACCGGUGGUCCAUAGCGUGUCCGAUGCAGUACCCGAGGUCUUUCUUCGCCGCAGGGAGUAUCAGCGGCAAAAUAAUUGCUGCGGGUGGGAGCGGUUCGAGCGUAUCGGAAAUGGUGUCUACGGUGGAGUGUUACGAUCCGGUGAAGGACACGUGGGAAUCGGUUGCGAAGAUGCGGUACGGGAUGGCACGGUACGAUGCGGCAGUUGUUGGUGACAAGAUGUAUGUCACGGAGGGGUGGACAUGGCCGUUCAGCUUUUCGCCGAGAGGUGGGGUUUACGAUGCGGAGAGUGACACGUGGGAGGAGAUGAGCGUUGGGAUGAAGGAAGGGUGGACGGGAAUUAGUGUUGUGUUGGGUGAUAAGUUGUUUGUGAUAACAGAGCAUGGAAGUUGUAGGAUGAAGGUGUAUGUUCCUGAGAGGGACACGUGGCAGUAUGUGGACGGUGAGUUUCCAUGUGAGACAGAGACACUGAAGAGGCCAUUUACUGCGUGUGGUGCUGAAGGGAAGAUAUAUGUGGUUUCUAGUGGAUUAGAUGUGGCUCUUGGUAGUGUUUUUGAAAGAGGAGGAGAAGGUGAGGAAGAGAAGCAAUGGGUGGUGGAAUGGAAAGUGAUGAGGGCUCCCAAGGCAUUCAAUGAUUUUGUUCCUUCAAAUACUCAGGUUCUUUAUGCUUGAUUUUU